This is a messenger RNA of Arxiozyma heterogenica, 3291 nucleotides long. RefSeq names its product Nmd2p (gene NMD2). Gene Ontology annotation, biological process: nuclear-transcribed mRNA catabolic process, nonsense-mediated decay. The coding region runs from base 1 to 3291 and encodes 1096 amino acids. NCBI's taxonomy places the organism in Eukaryota, Fungi, Ascomycota, Saccharomycetes, Saccharomycetales, Saccharomycetaceae. Gene Ontology annotation, molecular function: protein binding; RNA binding. The transcript is spliced from 2 exons. The record is from RefSeq and is a predicted model, not a curated record. Gene Ontology annotation, cellular component: exon-exon junction complex; cytoplasm.
AUGGAUAACUCUAGAAGAUUAGAACUACAUGAUUUAAAUACAAGAGCAUGGAAUGGUGAAGAAGUUUUCUUGUUAAAAAAUAGCAAGCUGGAUUCGAGUAUCAAAAAGAAUACAGGGUUUAUCAAGAAAUUGAAAAAGGGUGUAACCAAAGAUUCCAAAGAUUCUUUACUGAAUGACUUAACUGAAUUAUCGCUAGAAAAAUAUCUUUCUGAACUGAUAACAACAGCUAGUGAGUUAUUAUGGAAUGUUUCUACAAAGAAUGAAAAUAUUAUUGCUGUUACAGAAGUUAUUAGUGCCAUACAUCAAAGAUUUAAUGCUAGGUUUACUGGAAAACUUUUUGGAUUAUUCUUAGUCAACUUUGUGAAUCCAUCAGUCACUGAUAAGGAUAACUCUGCGCCUGUAGAAAAGGAGGAAUUGGUUAGAUUGACCAGAUUGAAAGCGACAGUAACACUCUUAACGGAAUUAUACCUUGUUGGUGUAUUUACAUCUCUUGAUAUCGUUGAAGAUAAAGACAUGUUACCUCUAUAUCUCCAAAGAAAGAUUUCAAAGAAGGAACCAUUCAUUUUCACUAUUUUGAAAGAAUUAUUAAAUUACAAAUUCAAAUUUGGCUUUAGCACUCUUCUUGCCACUCAUUUUGUUCUAAGAUUCCCUACUUUUUUUGAUGAUAAUGACCAUUCAUGGGAUCCUCUGAUGCCUGAUGUGCAACUUAAAUCACUUCUACAAUCUUUAUUUAAAGUAUUUGCCGAUGCAGUAGUGAAUAAGACAAUAGACUUAGAUAAAAGGAUUCAUAAACUUUUUAAAGAACAUCAAAAAUGUCAAAUUAGGACAGGGAGACUGGUAAAUGAGUAUCUAGAAGAGCAUGACACUUUAGUACCCAUAUUUCAGAGAUUUAAUAGUGCGACUACAGUGUUUGUAGAAACUUUUAAGUUAGAUCCACCUAAACUUGUUGAAGAUGAUAAAGAAACAGAUGAAAAAUCACCACAGUCCAUAAUUACUAACCAAGUUUUGCCGCCUAGUGAAAGGUUAUGGGAAAAUGAAGAAACUAAAAGGUUCUAUGAAAAUUUACCAGAUAUUGAAGAAGUUGUUAAAGAAUCUCAGUCAAGAAACUCCACUAGCGAUUCAGAGUUAAUGAAUAAUUUUUUUGCAGAUUUGGAACUGGCUGACACUAAAGAUUCAAUUGAUAAAUUAAUAAAUGAAUAUUGGAAGUUAAAUUUAGACAAUAAAGCUACCAGGAAUAGAUUACUCAAAUUUUUUAUCGAAAGUCAAGAUUGGAGCAAAAUAAAAAUAUAUUCACGGUUUUUAGCAGCAAACAAUAAAUAUUUUCCUGAUAUUGUAGAAGAUUUUAUCAAAUAUUUAGAUAAUGGAUUCAGAAAUCAACUUCAUUCUAGUAAAAUUAAUGUGAAAAAUAUUAUAUUUUUUGCAGAGAUGGUCAAAUUUAUGUUGGUACCUUCAUUCAUCAUAUUUCACAAAAUUAGAACACUGAUCAUGAAUUUACAAAUUCAAAAUAAUGUUGAGAUAUUGACUAUCUUCUUUGAGCAUGCAGGUAAAUUCUUGAUACAUAAACCUGAGUUUAAAACUGAAAUGGAAAAAAUGAUUCAAUUGUUGAAGACAAAGGCUAGAGACAGACAAUUAGGUAUGAAUGUUAAAAGUGCUAUAGAUAAUUCAUUAACUUUAUUAUAUCCACCAUCAGUUUCAACUUUGAAUCAGGAGAAAAGAGAGUUAACUAAUGAAGAGAGGUUUUAUCAUGUUGUCAUAAGAAGUGAAUUAGCCCGGUUUAAUGCUAAAGGUGCUACCAUACUGUUAAGGAAAGCUACUUGGAGUGAUCCUAAUGUCUAUAAAACAAUGUUUGAACUUUUCACAGAAGUAAAUAAAAUGAAUUACCAAAAUAUUCCUAUUUUGGCGCAAAUACUGAGUGGACUAUAUCCUUACCAUAAAAAUUUUGUUGUUAAAGUUAUUGAUCAAACUAUUGAAAAUAUUGAACGUGGUUUAGAAACCAAUGAUUACGGUGAAAAUAUGGCUAGAGUGGUGCAAGUAAGGUACUUGACAGAGAUAUUUAAUAUGCAAAUGAUCAAAUCCGAUGUAUUACUUGAAAUCAUUUUUUUUAUUUUGAGAUUCGGGUAUCCUAACAAUCAACCAGUUCCAACCGUUUAUAAUCUAUUAGAUCCACCGGAUAACUAUUUUAGGAUCCAAUUAAUCACAAUAAUUCUAUUGAAUGUAGAGAGAUACCCAUCUAUCUUUAAAAAAUCACUAGAAUUGAUACUGAGGUUUUUUGAAUACUAUAUAUACAUCAAGAAACAACCAUUACCGAUAGAAACACAAUUCAAAAUCAAGGAUACUUUCAUAAAAUAUGAUAAAUUGAUUAAAUUUCAAAAAGCGGAAAAUUUACUGGACAGUGCUACAAGGUUACAAAGUUUACUUCAGUCCAUAAAUGGUCAGAGUAAAUCUGGUGAAGGUGAUAAUAUUGACAAGGAAACAGAUUUAUCAUCUGUAGAUUCCAAAGAUAAAGGCAAAGAAGGAGUAAAUGGAAUAAAAGAAGAGGAUGAUGAAGAUGAUGAAGAUGAUGAAGAUGAUGAGCCCAGGUACACGGAUGAGGAGGACGAGCAAGAAUUAGAAGAGGAAGAUCCUCAUAUUUUAAAGACUGAUGUUACUACUAUAGAUGAUGAUGUAAAUAUUUCAGAAGAAAAAGAUAUGUCAGAUGCCAGUGAAAUUAGUGAUUUUGAUAAUCUGGAUAUAGAUAGUAGUGGAUCUGAUGUAUCCAGUGUAGACUCUUCCUCAGAAGAUGAUGAUGACGAUGAUGAUGACGAUGACGACGACGAUGAUAAUGAUGAUGAUGAAAAUAGUAAUAAUGACGAUGAUGAUGAUGAUGAUGAUGAUGAAUUUAGAGAUAUUGAUGUUGAUAGAAACAUUGAGUUAGAAAGAAUGUAUAAUGAAUUUAAAGAGAAAUUACAAACUAGUGAAGAAAGAAAAAUAGAAAGUGAGUUGGAAAAACAACUUCAACAAAUGAUGAAUGAGUCUUUAGAAGAACGUAAAAGUGAAAAAAUUACAAGUAGUUCUUUGCCAAUUUUAUCUACAUCAAAUAGUUCUAAAUUAUCAAGCAAUGAGAAGACAAGGGGAAAUGGAUCAAAAGUUGCAUUUACAUUUUUAACAAAAUUAGGUAAGAAGACAAAUACAAGAACAGUUGGAUUACCUAAGGAUAUUAAAUUUGUUUCUGAUGUGCUAGAGGAAGAAGAAAAAUUAAAGAAUGAAAGAGAAAAAAUUAAAAAAAUUGUGUUGCAAAGAAGUUUUGAUUAG